Anneissia japonica is the source of this 4196-nucleotide messenger RNA. RefSeq lists its product as uncharacterized. The record is from RefSeq and is a predicted model, not a curated record. NCBI's taxonomy places the organism in Eukaryota, Metazoa, Echinodermata, Crinoidea, Comatulida, Comatulidae. Gene Ontology annotation, cellular component: plasma membrane. Gene Ontology annotation, biological process: non-canonical Wnt signaling pathway; canonical Wnt signaling pathway. Gene Ontology annotation, molecular function: Wnt receptor activity; Wnt-protein binding. Bases 304 to 3105 code for a protein of 933 amino acids. The transcript has 10 exons.
UCAUGCUCCUGGCGGGAGGAUGUCAAGGAUAAGGAGGUACCUGGCACUGAAUGGCAUUUUAACUUCUUCCGUCAUCCGAGCAAGUCUAAACACGCGAGUAGUAGUAGAGACAAGUCACAGGUGACACUACAAAAGAAAGACACACCUAAGAACUUUUCUUUAAAAGGUUUUGGCGUUGCAUAUGUUCUAACAGUUGAGAUAUAAUAAUUGUAUCAAUCAAGGUUAUGAUAACUUGGGUUAGCGCUGAUAAGUGAUUCCAAGUUGUGGAUAUUCAACCGCUGCAAAUCGUUAGAUUCCGAGGUGAUGGCGACAAAAACUAGCCUUUACAUUAUAUUUGUUGCUGUGUGUUUAUUACAUACUACCGAAAGUAGAUGUGUCGAUGUUCCGGUCGAAUAUUGCCGUCGGUUAGGGUUCACUGGGACGUAUUUCCCCAACCACUUCUACCACCGAAGCAUUUCAGAAGCAGUAGCUGCAUUUCACCAGUUCAUAGCAGCCGAUGGCGAGUGUUCGGAUGACUUUGGAAAAUUUGUUUGCGCAGCUUAUUUUCCAGGAUGCACCUUAGCUAAUAACCUUCGGGUUGAUAUUCGUUUUAAUCCUUGUCGAAAACUUUGCAACAGUGCGUUCAAGCCUUGUAAACUCUCUUUUAAACGUCUUAAAAUUAAAUGGCCGCCAGAAUUGAGAUGUGGUACGUUUCCAACGAAAGAAUGUACAUCGGUUAUGGAUGAACUGGUACCACAUAUUCCCAUGCCGCCAACACCAGCUCCAAGCGAUAUCUCGUGUGAAACAAUUAGUUACAUGGAAUGUCAAAAUCUAGGAUACGAUAAAACUACCAUGCCAAACAGGUUUGGUCAAACAACUCAAGAAACUGCAGGAGUAGAGGUGGAUCAUUUCAAACCUCUGAUUGGAGUACAAUGCUCCGAGGCACUGCAAACAUUUGUGUGCGCGUCCUUCUUCCCACCUUGCUCUGAUACUAUUGCCGAGACUCCGUGCAGAUCGUUGUGUGAGGCUGCUAAAGAUGGCUGCGUACAAAUAAUGAGAAGUUUUGGAUAUGAAUGGCCAGAGCAUUUAAGAUGCUCAGAUUUGCCGAAUGACACACCAGUAGAAUCCCAGUGCGAACCUCUGACGAUUCCACUCUGUCAAGAUCUAGGUUAUACAUCUACGAUGAUGCCCAAUAUGUUGGGGCAGAACUUCCAACAAGAUGCCCAAAUGACACUACAAACCUUUGCUCCUCUUUUGCAAACGCAGUGCUCACCAGCACUGAAGCUGUUUCUUUGUGCUGCUUAUGCUCCAAGUUGCUCUGCAAGUUCAUCACAGAUGCCAUGUCGAUCACUCUGCGAAGAGGCAAGAGAUGGUUGUUUGCCAACUCUGGAAACGUUUGGAUUUGGUUGGCCAGGACCGCUAAACUGCUCCUCUCUCUCAAAUGAAAACUGCUAUAAUGGUGGUUUUUCAACCGAAGUCCAGAAUCCUGAAGCUUCAACAAUGCCAACCCAAGUAGAAUCUCAGUGCGAACCUCUGACGAUUUCACUCUGUCAAGAUCUAGGUUAUACAUCUACGAAGAUGCCCAAUAUGUUUGGGCAGAGCUUCCAACAAGAUGCCCAAAUGACACUACAAACCUUUGUUCCUCUUUUGCAAACGCAGUGCUCACCAGCAUUGAAGCCGUUUCUUUGUGCUGCUUAUGCUCCAAGUUGCUCUGCAAGUACAUCACAGAUGCCAUGUCGAUCACUCUGCGAAGCGGCAAGAGAUGGCUGUUUGCCAACUCUGGAAACGUUUGGAUUUGGUUGGCCAGGACCUCUGAACUGCUCCUCUCUCUCAAAUGAGAACUGCUAUGAUGGUGGUUUUUCAACCGAAGUCCAGAAUCCUGAUGGUAGUUGCGAAGACAUCAUUCUACCUAUGUGCCUAAAUAUGUCGUACAGUCAAACACGUUUGCCAAAUGUACUUGGGCACACGUCACAAUUUGAUGCAUUGACGGCCAUAAUUGACAAUGUGAUUCUGGUGGGUUGUUCACCUACAAUACUACCAUUUCUAUGUUCUGUGUAUACUCCAAUGUGCACAGCAGACGGAAGUGCGAAACCUUGUCGUAGCCUGUGUCAACAAACGAUGUACGAAUGCCAACAAUUGUUAACAUUGUUAAACUUGAAGUGGCCAGAAGAACUUGAAUGUUCCAAUUUUACAGAUGACGAUCCUAGCUGCAAUGUUGAUGAUAUUGAUAGUGAAAAUGACACGUCUAUACUUCGCUGUGAACCGCUCCGAAACCCACACUGUGAAGGAUUAUCUUAUGAUAGAACGCAAAUUCCGAACAUGCUAGGGGACGUAGACCAAGAUAGUGCUGUGUUAAUGAUGACAUCUUUUGCCCCUAUGAUUGCAACUGGAUGUUCACCCAAGUUGAAGGCAUUGGUGUGUGCGGUAGUGUCUCCGCCAUGCUCCAGCGGAGUUCAGGUACAGCCUUGUCGCAGUUUGUGUGAAGCUGUCGAGAGAGAUUGUGGUAGUAUCUUUCCGAAUGGGACGGAUGCGGAGCUGGCGUUCCCGUGCUUUUUGUUACCAAACCAGAAUUGUUACGAUGGUAAAACGACUAUUGGAAUUUCACCGACUGUUAGCUCGGACGAGGUUGAGAUGUACACAGAUGAAAUUGCUAUUGUUGGGCAUGAAGUUAGCGAUAUGGUGGCAUAUGGAUCAAAUUGUGAAAAAAUAAAUUCUAGACGCUAUGAUGUCACUGAUCUCGGACUGUCAGAAUAUUUCCGGGGCUGGGUUGAUGUCCAGGGACAGGGUGCAGCUAACGAUUACUGCAGAGUUGUUAGAGGAGAAAACGGUAAUCUGGACCUAACUUGCGCCCUAGCUGGGACUAGUGGCAUGAGUGAAUUUAACUAUAAUAUCACUUCACUGGAUGGGGAAAAUUUUAUUCCAGGGCGCUACGGGGAAUGGUAUAUCCGGGACGAAAAUGGUGACGGUCGAGAUGACUACUGCAGAUGUGUUUAUCGUGACUUCAGCUUGUUCGUCUCCUGUAUACCCGCAAUGGCUGAAGGAUUUGUAGGAAAUGAAGAAUUCCGUGUCGAAGCUAAAGGAUGUGGCGUAGAACAGUUCAAUCCAUUCAUCGGACCACGUCCCUGAGUUGGUAGUUUUAGUGGAAUGCUGUGUGUGACAGUCUUUGUUUUCAUCAUUGGGUUAUUAUAAGAAUACUAAAGAUUGCUAAGCAAAGCAGUAUUUUGUGUAUGUAGUUUCGUCUCCAAAAUGUUUGCAUGUUGUUCAAGAGUGGCUUGUCGACAUUGGCGAAAUUCUACAUUCCGCAACAACAUCAUCACAAUUUUAGCCAUUAGCGGCCCAAUACAAUACCGUAACAGGGCGACGGUUUCGUAUUGUGUCAUCUUCUCUCUACUGAUGUCUUUUUAUGCUGUUUUAUUUUACUUGUAAUCCCUGGGGAAAUGUUCAAUGUGUAUGAUUUUAUCUGUCAUUUAUAUAAUUUUCAUGGCUGGCCAGUGAUAAGGAAGAUUUACCAAGUAUGAUUUGUCUCUCUUGAGGCUUCUGUGUUCUACGAUAAUUUGUUCAAUUUUGUUAGUGUUUAUGUUUAAAGCUAGUAGUCAUGCAUUUGAAUGGCAAUUUAAAUGGUGAAUUAGUGCAGAGCUUCUAGUUAAAUAAUCGAAUGCAUUGGGGAUAGCCCUUCUUUUAUUUUUAUAAUAAUCUAUGGUUGGUAGUUAUAGAAAGACCAACCGUUUUUUAUUUUCCCGUGUAUUGUUCUCUUAUUUCGAUUCCUGCUAACUGAGAGCUGAAGUGCUGUAAGAUAGGCUUCAAGGCUUUAAUUAGGCCUACUUAAAUUAAUAAUCAUAAUUAUUGAUUGAUUGAUUGAUUAAUCGAUCGAUCGAUGGACUGAUUGAUUUUGAUUUAUUGAUUGAUUGAUUAGUUAAUUGAGUAAUUAAAAAUAAUUUAAAUGUAAAGUACGAAAUUUGCUACUCAUUUUCCUCCAUGUCAUCAUGAAUUACGAGAGUUUGAUAGCGUAUGUUCUAUAGGGGGCGCUUUCCAAAGUGUUUAAACUGAUUGUAAUAAUCAUAAUCUCCGAACCUCCAUGCUCCGAAAAACUAUAGGCCUGUGUAAAACACCAAGUAAUGGUUGAUCAUGGUUGAUCCAUAAUGUUUUAUUUUCUAGGAUAGAAUGUUUAAUCUAGGACUUAUUUUGAAUAAAGUCGGAUAAAACAUUGUUCUUUUUAA